CACUGCAAACAACUGCAAAUAUCAACCAUCGUGAGAAAAAACAUUCACCGAGUCAAAAUCAACUUGUAGCAGUCUUGGAGGUACGAUAGCAAUGGUGAAAACAUCAGAAAUACAGGACUUGGUUGAAAGUCAGGUAAUAAAUCAGUAUGGAGCAAGAGGAGGAGAUCUUGGGUUUCGAAUUGGUGGAUACAAAGCUAAUAAGAGGUGGAUAUGGAUUGAUGGUACAGACGUGCCAACAGGAAAAGAUUCAAAAUGGUCAACAAAUUACCAAACUUCUUCGGGCAGUAUGAUUCUUAGUUCGUAUCGCAGCGGCAGGAGCAACAUGACAUGGUUUACUAAACCAAACUAUGAGAGGCGCUGCUACAUAUGUGAGAUAUCAGGAGUAUCACAGAUUUCUUGCUUCCAGUCUGGAAUUUCAAUUAAGUGGAAUCGAGACCAUCACACGUUGGGAAGAGUGUAUAAACUUUAUCUGGAGGAUUUGAUGUCUAAGACGAGCAAAGAAACAAACGUGCAAAUCCUAGUGACUGAUGAAGCAUCGAUAACUAUCGGGAAUGUGUCCGAACCGACACCGAUUCACUGCGUCUCAAGCACUCGUCUUUCCAUAUCACCCAAUAAAUAUAUCCUCGUGGAUCUAUGGGCGGCUCGGAUUAGAAUGUCUUUGAAAUCCGUUGCUAAAGUCUAUUACAUCUUUGAUGAAUCAAAGUUCAAACUCGAACUUGUUGACUUGUCGUAAAGUAAAACUUUAUUUUAUUGAGACUCUCAAAGGAUUGUCAUGAUGUUGUAUAAUGUCUAUCUUAUGACAUAUCUGUAGGGUUACCAUAUUUUUGUGAACCUCAAAGCGGGACGCCUUCAAUGACCAUAGCUAACGAUGUAAAACAGCUGUUGACACCAAUAAAAUUUAUGUGGACGUGUGUAUUUAUUUCCUAACUUGAUACGUACCAAUUUUUAUGAAGUUUGUACAAUCAGAACAUCGUUAAUUAUUACCC
This is a messenger RNA of Styela clava, 986 nucleotides long. The record is from RefSeq and is a predicted model, not a curated record. Lineage: Eukaryota; Metazoa; Chordata; Ascidiacea; Stolidobranchia; Styelidae.